This is a messenger RNA of Otolemur garnettii (small-eared galago), 1535 nucleotides long. RefSeq names its product DENN domain-containing protein 4C-like. The transcript is spliced from 5 exons. Gene Ontology annotation, biological process: regulation of Rab protein signal transduction. Lineage: Eukaryota; Metazoa; Chordata; Mammalia; Primates; Galagidae. The record is from RefSeq and is a predicted model, not a curated record. Bases 361 to 1182 code for a protein of 273 amino acids. Gene Ontology annotation, cellular component: cytoplasmic vesicle.
GAAGGAGGGGGAGGAAAAAAGGGAACAGAAACAUGGCGGUCAGCUGUCGGGACGGCGGUGCUGCGGGAAGCUCCUAGGAGACCUGCCGCCCGCAUCGUACAGCCGCCAGGAGAGCCGAUUCGCCGGCGCGGGCUUCAGCUCCCGGCCGUUACCCUUGGCUGCAGGCGGCGCCCCUCGGGACCCAGGCGGACAGGCGGCGCAGGCGCAGAUUGGGCCGUAGCGGCGGCCGCCGGAGCAAGUCCCCCGCCCUGCCCGGCCGAGGGCGCCCAGGCAGCGAACCGGCGCUUGCACGCCCCAGGAAGGAGUUUUGUCUGGGUGGCGCUGACGAAGGAGUUGGCGGCAGGAACUCAAAUAGCAGCCAUGAUAGAAGACAAAGGACUGAGAGUGACAGACUACUUUGUUGUGGCGGGUCUCACUGAUACAUCUACUCUUUUGGAUCAAGAAGUAAAUCGUUUAGAUACUAAGUCAACUGGACCUAAAGCUCCAAUUACAGACAUUGCUGUUAUUAUCAAAUCAGCUGGGGAAGCAGUCCCUGAAGGUUACACCUGUGUUGAAGCCACUCCAUCAGCUCUCCAAGCGAAUUUGAACUAUGGAAGUCUGAAAAGCCCAGAACUUUACCUCUGUUAUAAGAGAGGGAGAGAUAAACCACCCCUUACAGAUAUUGGAGUUUUAUAUGAAGGGAAGGAACGGCUUAUUCCAGGCUGUGAAGUGAUCCAAGCCACACCCUAUGGUCGCUGUGCCAAUGUCAACAAUAGUUCAACUACUUCACAAAGAAUCUUUAUCACUUAUCGAAGGGCUCCUCCGAUUCGACCCCAGAAUUCCUUGGCUGUAACUGAUAUCUGUGUUAUUGUAACCAGUAAAGGAGAAACACCACCUCAUACCUUUUGUAAAGUUGACAGAAACUUAAAUUGUGGAAUGUGGGGUUCCAGUGUGUUUCUUUGUUAUAAGAAGUCUGUACCUGCUUCAAAUGCAAUAGCAUAUAAAGCUGGCUUAAUUUUUAGAUAUCCAGAAGAUGACUAUGAGUCAUUUCCACUCUCAGAAUCUGUACCUCUUUUCUGUCUCCCUAUGGGAGCCACGAUUGAAUGCUGGGACCCUCACACCAAAUAUCCACUUCCAGUUUUUUCAACUUUUGUUCUGACAGGUUCUUCAGCUGAAAAGGUAUAUAUUUGCCUCAUUGAUUAAACCUAUUUUGUCCAUGUUUUUAUCCCUUAAAAUGGUUAUUAUAAGUUAUUUGAAUGUUAAGUUUAUUUAGAAAUGAUACAUUUUGGUUUAAAAUUAUACUAUAAUGCUCAAGAUGAAAAGUUAGCAUUAAAAUUGGCACCAGGAUACUAAAACUCCUGGAGCAUUUACAGAGGCAAAUAUAAGGUCUCUCUGGAAAGGCAUUCCCAAAACCUAUGACAUCUAGGGACCAUAGAAAGAGUCAGGAAAACAUAAUUAAAGACUGGCUUAGAUUCUCAAGACACUGAAAUGACUGAAUGACAAUGUAAAAGAUGUUAUAAGUGGAACAUAUAAUUGAAAUGAUAUGCAACGUAAUA